Aspergillus versicolor CBS 583.65 is the source of this 3114-nucleotide messenger RNA. RefSeq lists its product as uncharacterized. Gene Ontology annotation, biological process: regulation of mitotic cytokinesis. Gene Ontology annotation, molecular function: GTPase activator activity. The record is from RefSeq and is a predicted model, not a curated record. The transcript has 2 exons. NCBI's taxonomy places the organism in Eukaryota, Fungi, Ascomycota, Eurotiomycetes, Eurotiales, Aspergillaceae. The coding region runs from base 1 to 3114 and encodes 1037 amino acids.
AUGUAUCAACGCACUGUCGGCAUUGCGGCCACCGGCUUUGCGCUCGGUCGCGUCGAACAAACCCAAUCUGUAGAACCGACCCAUAUACAACACACUCCCUCGUUGGCAACGAAUACCUCCGACACAAGACCUUCAGAAACGUUUGCGACGACGCAGUUACAGUCUCCGGCAGCUGCGAACUUCUCGAAAACACAAGAAAAUGCAACACUUUGCACAGAACAGGCUGGAAAUGGCAUUGCAUCGCCCAGAAAAACAUCGUUCGCAGGUGUAAGGCUACGGCGCCGUGGUCAGACCUUGACCAUCCCCCCAGUACGGACUGAUGAAAAUCCACCGGCGUCUUCUCAUGACCGACGACCGUCUUCCUCUUGGUUACGGCGACUAUCGUUCCAGCCAGAGAAGCGUUUCUCUCUCCAGAGCCCGGAUUCACUGUCUUUUCCGGAGCCAGCUAGCCCAGCCCCCUCUCGUCUUUCCAGCCAACGCAGAACGCCCAACAAACUCGUCAAACGGCCGAAGUCUCAUCAUUCAAAUGGCAAUCCUUUAUUUGUCCACGCCGUAUCUUCGCCUCUAAUACCUAAUGGGCUCCGCCGACCAGCAACAAGUUAUCAACGAUCCGAAACUUUCAAACACAGGCCGGCUCACAGCUUGAGCUUCGAACCCAGUUUAGCACUGAGUCCUCUAGUCGAGCCCAGUUUUGGCAACCCGCCCUCGGAAAAAGAGCCCUGGCAACCCUUCAUUACUCCGAGCUCCGACGCAUCGCGCGAGCGACUCGACCGCAGGUUUUCAACAUCAACAAAACCUAAGGAACAGGCCGUGCGGAGAAUCCUUCCGCAGCCUAAUGUCUCCCCGACUCUUGUUCUCGCGACCGCUAUCAUCCAGAAGGAAGUCGCCUCAGAAGCCUUAUCAAAAACAUCCGCCGUGACUCCACCAGUUGAGUUUCGCAAUCCUUUCAUUGCGGAUGGUGCUCCACCACAGCAACUAGAGACGCAUUCAACGGAGGCAGAGAAGCAGACCUCUAACCCGUCACCUGAAGAAACCUGUCCGAAAUCCCAUAUGGAAACACCGGCUCCGUUAGGCGUUAGGAUUUUUCGCAAUGGCUCGUUCACUGGGCCCAAAAGGAGAGCGGUGUCGACCCCUCUGCCAAAUUUAGCAAAUAUGGAAGGAGCUAUCUGGAUGUCACCCCGAGCGCCCGGGAGGCGUAACAUUACAGAUCCGACUGUCUUCAGGCGGCCACCGACGACGUCAAACAGUGGACUUCCAGCUUUGUUCACUUCGGGGAUUAUGGGGUCACAAUCGAAAGUCCCCUCACCAUAUCACAAAGAGUGCACCAAUGAUCUAGGCCAGCAUCGGUAUCGCGACAACGGACAUCGUGGCUCAACGGACGGAUCAGCUUUGUCUUCGUUAUACGGUUCGAUCCGUCGACGCCCUAAGCGCCAUUCAGUUGCCGCUUCUGACCCGGCAUCAACUAUCUUAGGCUCUGAUGACACUCGUGUCUUUACUUCUGGCGAUGAGGACGAAACUGACUUCAUGAGCGAUACCGCAUUUGACUCCAUUCGCACUCAUAUAACGACCGACAGUACUUGUUUCCAGUCUCCUCGGAUAGAAACGAUCUUCGACCGGACACUGCCUUCAGGAACUAAUGACGGGCUAUCCACGGUGUCAAACGGCAUCGUCUCAGCCAACUCUCUCACCCCUUCAAAAAACCGGCACCUCGAUUCUAUUGUGGGAGAAGAAGCGAGAGAAGCGCCUGGGGUCUCCAUUUUGAUACCAGCGGCUCAAAAUAUUGUGGACGCUCCUGAAGGAGACAGCGAAAUAUUUUUCCCAUCUGACUUGAGCGACGACGAUGAUUCGCGAAGCGUAAUAGCUUCGCUACCUGGAGAUAAAACCAUCCACUCUUCUCUGACGCUCCCAAAAUUUGAUGCUCUCGCUCCGGGUAACACCAGUGACCAAGAUUGUGGACAAUACUCCUCGGCCACUCAAGGUAACCAUAUUCCCCUAAGAGAAACCGUCGAGUGUGGAUUGAAUGGGGUCACUGAAGAAGCUCAUGAUACAUCUCUACGGAUGAACAUCUUCGACUGGUCUGAACAAUCAAAACCUGAUCGCGAAGGCACGGGGCCUGAUGGGCGUCCACGAACGGUCCAUGGGAAACAUGGGCCUGGUAUACGUGGUAGUCGUGCAUCCGGACGGAAACAACCCAGUACCCUUCAUUAUCGCAGCCAGAGCGUCCCUGUUGCUAGAGAACCAAUGGUAUCCAAUGAGUCAAGGCAGCCGUCGGGCAAAUUUGGGACCUGGGGUUUAGGCAGUAAGGGGGUCAGUGAAGACUGGGACAGUGACUUCGAGUUCGAGUUCGAGGACAAGGACAAGGACAAGGACAAAGAUGAAAGUUCCUUAGACGAAAGCAACAACCCAAGAAAGAAUGUUAGCCAACGGAGCGUCAUAGUACCUCAGGCGAUUAUGGAGCGUCAAGCUAGUCUUCAUGGGCAGUUCGGACAGGUUCAGGAGUUAACUUUGUUGGUUGAAGAGCUGAGGCGAUUACGGCACCAAGCCAGCUUUUUGGACAUUGUUCGGGGCCCAUCAAACGAACUUUGGAAAGAAGCAGAGGGGAUUGUCGAUCUAGCAACAAUCGACGAUGAUGAUAACAACCAAUCACCGCCUAGGUCUCCUUCACUCACCUUCAGCUUCGAUGAGUCUGAGGGAGAAUCGUCCCAAUCGAACGACCCUUGGAAGCGUGUUAGUGGAGAUUCUUGGAGGGCUUCAAUUUCCGAAAAUCCAGGCACGCGCCCGACAACAUCUCCCUAUCCAGAGCAGACGGUGUCGUCCAACAAAGCAAAUUCGGUCCUGGAUCUGAUCUAUCAACAGCGUUUAUCCCACGACCCCACCCGUAGCUCUCAGUUUCCACGGUCGAAGAAGCUUCCCUUCGACACGCAGUCUCUCCGCGAUCUUGUCGUUCGUGCUGGCGUUGUGACUCGUGCGCUAAAAGAAGUGGUUCGAAAGGCAGAAGGGGUUCCUAAUGGUUUCGAAGAAAACACACAUCCCUCGCAUCCACCGUUCAGUCGCAUAUUCGAACAUCAUUCUCAUGAUGGCUUUUCGAAGUUUGAAGCGUCCUGCAUUAGUUGA